Paraphaeosphaeria sporulosa is the source of this 1692-nucleotide messenger RNA. RefSeq names its product UROD/MetE-like protein. Gene Ontology annotation, molecular function: 5-methyltetrahydropteroyltriglutamate-homocysteine S-methyltransferase activity; zinc ion binding. The transcript is spliced from 2 exons. NCBI's taxonomy places the organism in Eukaryota, Fungi, Ascomycota, Dothideomycetes, Pleosporales, Didymosphaeriaceae. The record is from RefSeq and is a predicted model, not a curated record. Bases 375 to 1505 code for a protein of 376 amino acids.
CUCAGCCUCUCAGACACAAUCGCCAUGCCUGUAGCACCCAAGGAGAGGUCCCCGAUGCAUGCUGCAGUCACUCCUGGGUUCAGCCCAUGAGAAACCCGGGAGUACCUUGAUUAACCGGCACGUGUGCAGCGAGAUUGGCUCGAGGGUACCUUUUCAGGGUCCGGGUGCGUCUCCUCGGCAUCGCAUAGCUUCGUUAGCCCCUCCAUCUCAACUGCCGCGGUGGGGUACCUCAUGAUGUUUCGGGCCAAGACAAAUUUUCGUAUCAGCGUGGCUAUUAGGGCCCGAAGGGAGCUUUGGUGCAUCUGGCUCUAGUCUUGUGUUCUUCUUCACCUAAGUCAUUCUCAGAUUGAACGUCGUAAAUAAAAGACAUCAAGAUGCCUCUUCCAUUCGGUGUGUACAGAGCGGACCACGUAGGCUCUUUCCUACGUCCCAAGUCUGUGCUCGACGCUCGCGAAGCCGUCGCAAACGAGAAGUCGGACACCACCGAGCUCCGCAAAGUCGAAGACGCCGCCGUCGCAACCGUCGCCCAGCAGCAGAUCGAGAAUGGGCUACGCUCCGUGACCGACGGCGAAUUCCGCCGCGCAUACUUCCACCUCGACUUCCUCCAGCAUCUAGAGGGUAUCGAGAUCAAGGGCCAGACCGGCCUCAUCCGCCCCCACGGCUUCUCCCCGCCCGUGCUUGCCGUCACCGGCAAGCUCGGCCACCCCAAGCCCAUCCAGGUCGAGGACUUUAAGUUCCUCGAGGAGCAGAUCAAGAAGCAGGGCGGCGGCGCCACCACAAAGGUGUGCAUCCCGUCGCCCACGAUGGUGCACUUCCGCGGCGGCCGCGCCAGCAUCGACAUCGAGGCGUACCCGGAUCUCGACGAGUUCUUCGAGGACCUCGCGCGUGUGUACCAGGAGGAACUCGACAGCCUGUACCAAGCAGGCUGCCGCUUUGUGCAGCUCGACGACACCAACCUCGCGUACCUCUGCGACCCCGACAUGCGCAAGCAGGCCGAAGACCGCAACGAGGACCUUGCGACACUGCCCCGCAAGUACGCCGCGCUCAUCAACGCCGCCAUCUCUAAGCGCCCCGCCGACAUGAAAAUCGGCAUCCACCUCUGCCGCGGCAACUACCGCUCCAAGUGGUUCGCCUCCGGCGGCUACGAGCCCGUCGCCGAAGUCCUCUUCAAGGAGCUCAACGUCGACGCGUACUUUCUCGAGUAUGACGAUGCGCGGUCCGGCGACUUCAAGCCCCUGCGCCAUCUCCCUGAGCACAAGGUCGUUGUGUUGGGGCUGAUGAGCUCGAAGAAGGCUGCGCUGGACGACAAAGCGGAGAUCGUGGAGCGAUUGAAGCAGGCGGCGGAGAUUGCGCCCAAGGGGCUUGAGCAGCUGUGUUUGAGCCACCAGUGCGGGUUUAGCAGUACGGUUGAGGGCAAUGAGUUGAGCCAGGAAGAGCAGUGGGCCAAGGUUAGGCUGAAUGUGGAGAUUGCGAAUGAGGUCUGGGGAAAGGAUUUGAGUAAAUAGGGGGGUUUCUGGGCAGGGGGCGUGAAGGUAGAGGCAGGCAACGCGGGAAGAAGUGUGCUAUGAAGAUCGUAGCACGGCCUGGGGUGGGCGGUGGAUAGGCCUUAGAGUUGGAGGCCUUGACGAUGAAGACAUUAGAGCGACAGCUCGCUCGCAUUCAACAAUAUCUAUUUAUCAAAAUAACACUGAG